UAAAAAUUUUUGAAAAAAUGAAUAACAUAUAAGGAUAUGGAUUAGAUAAGCCAUCAGUUAGAUUACAUCAAGCCCCUGGAGGAAAUUCAACAAUCUCAUUUGUACAUACCAUAUUUAAAAGGAAAAGGGAGACUAUACACCUUAAUAGGAAGUAGUUAAACCAUUAGGAAGAAAAUAAGUCAAUCAACCUCCUGUUUAAUAAGAAAAGCAGGAUGCUAAAACAUCAGUUAAAGUAAGAAAUCCUCCAGGUGGCAGAUCUUAAAUAUAGUUUGGAUGAGUAUAAAUUAUACAAAUUACUAAAAU
This is a messenger RNA of Paramecium sonneborni, 303 nucleotides long. The record is from the annotation of a GenBank genome assembly. NCBI's taxonomy places the organism in Eukaryota, Ciliophora, Oligohymenophorea, Peniculida, Parameciidae.